Silurus meridionalis is the source of this 1224-nucleotide messenger RNA. RefSeq names its product proline-rich transmembrane protein 2 (gene prrt2). The record is from RefSeq and is a predicted model, not a curated record. The transcript is spliced from 5 exons. Lineage: Eukaryota; Metazoa; Chordata; Actinopteri; Siluriformes; Siluridae. Gene Ontology annotation, cellular component: membrane. The coding region runs from base 318 to 1010 and encodes 230 amino acids.
AUGGGACGUAGCCCUGGUGUCUUCCCCUCCCGCCCCCUAUUUCUCCCAUUCUGUUAGUUGACUAUGGGAUGGAUGCUGCCUUAGUGCAUGUCUCAAUUUCAGAUCCUAUGGGGAAAAAAUAUGCUAGUCGGAGAAAUACGACCACGUGUGAUUUCUUUGUUUUAACGCAUAUUUAAGGAAUAUCAAUUAGAAACAAACGCACACAGGAGAAUCCAAGAGGGGCUUCAAUCGGAGAAUGUGAAUGAGGUGGUUAUCUUAUCCCUGUUUAAACCUCACCGAUCUUCGAUUUGGACAUUCUGACAUCUUUUUCCAUAAAAAUGGACAACCACCAAGCACUGACCGACUCAUUGCUUGGACCCCAAGAUAGAGAACCAUCAGGCAGCCAGACUCCAGGCCCUGUUACAAUUCAGCCAACGGAGAAAGCCUUCUCUGCCCACAAGUCUGACUCAUUCCCCUGCCUGCAACCCCUCUCUUUGCACCAGCAAACCCAGGGAGAGGUACAUGAGUCUGGAGAGGUCGUUGUAGUCAUCAAACCGAAGACUGCAAAUGCAGGUCAUGGAGUGUACUCCUCUCCUCCUGAAGCAAAAACAGGAGUUCCUAGACUUUCCUCUCCACCUCGCCGUCACCAUUCCAUGCCUCAUGCGCACCCUCCUCAUUUUGGACGCACGAGAAAAGGUAGCAGAUCAAGCUCUAUUGCUUACACAGCAUUUUCCCCACGGCCUUCAAUCUCCCGCCACUCCAGCUUGGCAACCAACACACCACUGGAUCGCUCCAAACCCAAAGAUUACCUCAUUCUGGCUAUUAUCGCCUGCUUCUGCCCUGUUUGGCCAAUUAACAUCGUGGGAUUUGUCUACUCUGUCAUGUCCCGCAACAGCUUGGAACAGGGAAAUAUUGAUGGAGCCAUACGUCUGGGUCGGGUAGCUAAGCUACUUUCCAUUGUGUCAAUUGUGGGUGGGGUUGUCAUCAUUGUGGCAUGUGCUGUCAAUUUAUCAAUUAAUGUGAAAUCCUGAGCUGAGAUUUUUCCUCUCAAAUUCAGCUUCACAUCAGACUACUGACCAGAAGACAAUGCUUCUAUCUAUUUAUUCCCUUGAUUACAGUUUAGCUAGGUGGUUAAUACAUAAGCUUACACCUUGUUCCUCUCUAACACAAUAAAACUAAUUGCAGUCUUUAUUCUACCUGAAACCCCUUCACUAGAAAUAAAGAAGAAAUGCAUGAAUAUUUGAA